This is a messenger RNA of Scophthalmus maximus (turbot), 4332 nucleotides long. RefSeq names its product AFG3-like AAA ATPase 1 (gene afg3l1). Gene Ontology annotation, cellular component: m-AAA complex; membrane. Gene Ontology annotation, molecular function: metalloendopeptidase activity; ATP-dependent peptidase activity; zinc ion binding. The transcript is spliced from 16 exons. Bases 177 to 2468 code for a protein of 763 amino acids. The record is from RefSeq and is a predicted model, not a curated record. Lineage: Eukaryota; Metazoa; Chordata; Actinopteri; Pleuronectiformes; Scophthalmidae. Gene Ontology annotation, biological process: protein-containing complex assembly; mitochondrial protein processing.
UACAUCAUCGUCGCACGAUCAUCUCGUUGACAUUUCACGCCGUUGCUCUUACUCAAUAACAUUUGCAAUAGCCACACGAUGAAGCGGACUGGAGGGAAUUAAACAAACAAAUAAGCAACAACAACAAAAAAAUCUGUGGUUUUGACUGAAAGACUGGGCAGGCGACAGAGGGGGGGAUGUCUCGGCUUCUGAGGCUCCUCUCGGCGGUCGCUCUGCCUCUGUGCCGGGCUGGAGGAGCCCGAGCUCGGCUCUCUGCGGCGAGGGCAAGCUGGCUCUUCGCAGCCGGGUAUCGGAGCUCCGCCGCCCCAAACGUCUGUCGGACUCCAGCUAACUUCCUGUCCGGUCGCAGAUUCCAGUCGGCUCAGCGACGACUGUACUCCAGUGAACCCAAAGAUGGAGGAGGUGGAGGAAGAUCAGGAGGAGGGAAGAGAGGAGGAGGCGCAGGAAAAGACUGGUGGAGCCGAAUACAGAAGGGUGACUUCCCCUGGGAUGAGAAGGAUUUCCUUCACAUGGUGAUCACCUUGGCUGGUGUCAGUUCUGUUCUGCUCUACUUUUACUUCAGAGAGAGCGGCAGAGAGAUCAACUGGAAGGACUUUGUCCACCGAUACCUGGGAAGAGGCCUGGUGGACCGGUUAGAGGUCAUCAACAAACAGUAUGUCAGAGUCACCCUGGUGCCGGGAGCGGAGACCGACGGGAGCUACAUUUGGUUCAACAUCGGCAGCGUUGACACGUUUGAGAGGAACCUGGAGAUGGCGCACAUGGAGCUCGGCAUGGAGCCGUCGCACCGAGCUACCGUAGUCUACAGCACCGGAAAUGACGGCUCUUUUCUUAUGAGCAUGCUCCCCACCUUGCUGCUCAGUGGUUUCCUGCUGUUUACCCUGCGGCGGGGACCAAUGGGAGGAGGCAUGGGUGGCGGGAGGGGCGGUCCUUUCAGCAUGGGCGAGUCAACGGCCAAAAUGAUGAAGGACAGCAUUGACGUGAAGUUCAAGGAUGUGGCCGGCUGCGAGGAGGCUAAACUGGAGAUCCUGGAGUUCGUCAACUUCCUGAAGAACCCCCAGCAGUACCUGGACCUCGGAGCCAAGAUCCCCAAGGGUGCUGUGCUGUCUGGUCCUCCUGGGACGGGGAAGACUCUGCUGGCCAAGGCUACUGCUGGAGAGGCCAAUGUGCCUUUCAUCACCGUCAAUGGCUCAGAGUUCCUGGAGAUGUUUGUGGGCGUCGGUCCAGCCAGGGUGAGGGACAUGUUUGCUAUGGCGAGGAAGAACGCCCCCUGCAUCCUCUUCAUAGAUGAGAUUGAUGCUGUAGGGAGGAAGAGAGGAGGAGGGAACUUUGGUGGUCAGAGUGAACAGGAGAACACCCUGAACCAGCUGCUGGUGGAGAUGGACGGUUUUAACACGGCUACUAAUGUGGUGGUCCUGGCUGGAACCAACAGACCUGACGUCCUGGAUCCUGCCCUGAUGAGGCCGGGGCGCUUCGACAGACAGAUCUACAUAGGUCCUCCAGACAUCAAGGGGCGGGCGUCCAUCUUUAAAGUCCACCUCCGACCAAUCAAACUGGAUCCAAACAUGGACAAAGACAAUCUCGCCAGGAAGAUGGCGGCUGCCACCCCAGGAUUCACUGGAGCCGACAUUGCUAAUGUCUGCAACGAGGCAGCUCUGAUCGCUGCCAGAUACCUGGGCCAAUCGGUCAACGCCAAAAACUUUGAACAGGCCAUCGACAGGGUCAUCGGAGGUCUGGAGAAGAAGACUCAGGUCCUGCAGCCCACGGAGAAGAAGACUGUAGCGUAUCAUGAGGCUGGUCACGCCAUCGUGGGCUGGUUCCUGCAGCACGCAGACCCGCUGCUGAAGGUGUCAAUCAUCCCGCGGGGGAAAGGUCUGGGUUAUGCUCAGUACCUGCCCAGAGAGCAGUACCUGUACAGCAGAGAGCAGCUGUUCGACAGGAUGUGCAUGAUGCUGGGAGGCCGCGUGGCCGAGCAGGUCUUCUUCGGCCGGAUCACCACUGGCGCUCAAGACGACCUGAAGAAGGUCACGCAAUCGGCCUACGCUCAGGUGGUGCAGUUUGGGAUGAGCGAGAAGGUCGGACAGGUGUCAUUCGAUCUGCCCCGGCAGGGCGAGAUGGUCAUGGAGAAACCGUAUAGCGAGGCGACGGCUGAGCUGAUUGAUAAGGAGGUCAGAGAGCUGGUGGAUCGAGCGUACGAUCACACGAUGCAGCUCAUCCAGGACAAGAAGGACCUGGUCGAAAUGGUGGGGAAGCAUCUCCUGGAGAAGGAGGUCCUGGACAAGGCAGACAUGUUGGAGCUCCUGGGCCCACGGCCAUUCGAAGAGAAGUCCACGUACGAGGAAUUUGUGGAGGGGACGGGCAGCUUCGAGGAGGACACCAGCCUGCCGCAGGGCCUCCGAGACUGGAAUCAGGAGAGAGCAGGGGAGGGCGAGGAGACGAGCCCUGCUCAGGAUAAACAGCAGGCCAUGUAGAGCAGGAGGUCGAACCGAUAGAUAAACAAACGCUUUUCAAAUCAGCUGCACAAACCCGGGAGGUUGUUAUUUUAUGAAUUUAAGUUUCAAAAUUCAAACGCUCAAAUUAUUAACUUAAUUCCCUGAAAUUACCAGCAGCAAGUUCACAGCUUCAUCCAGAGUGUCCACUUCGUGUUUGGUUUGAUUUAACAUUCUGGGCUCGGACAAUGCUGAUACAUCACAUUUUUCGACUCUUCUGUUUUCUUCUGUGCACAAAACCGAAGAAAGGCGACAAUUGAAGUUUAGAAAUGACUCUUUUCCCUUUUUGGACCCGAAGUUGCUGCAAAUCGCCUUAACACUCAUCAAACAGAUAAACAGAGAGCAGAUUUCAAUCUUCCUGGACUGAAUGUAAAUUACUGUGAACAGUGAUUUUAUCUUUUUAUUUAUUCCAUAAAUGGAGUUCGGCUCUCUGAGUGAGGUCUGCCUCAGAAAGUAGCUCAAGCUCAACUUUUCUUCAGCCAGAUUUAAAACCUUUUUACAGGUUUAAAUAUUUUGAGAAUUAAUAUUAUUUGUAUUUUUUUCUUUGUUUCCUGCGUUUGUUUUUACAACAUUUCAAAGUUGGUGCAGACGUGUUCCUGCAUUAACUCGUAACAACGACACAUUUCAGACAGUCCGGUGUUCGGGUUAGGGGAGUUUGGAAUUGGUUUAUACAGAAACACCGUGAUGCUGUAAAAUGACGUGUAAAUGUUUGUAUAAAUUCCGUGUGACAACGACUCGAAAUGCUGGAAACUCUGCUGAUUAAGGAAAAGUCCCCAUUUCUAACAUCUUCAAGCCAAGCGAACAGUUCAUCCUCAACAUUGAUCCGUCGAUGUAGCAGGGUUAAAAGACUUGCUCUGUUAAUGAUUUUGUUUUUGAUUAACACCUCCCCUGAGGAGAGACAAACCAGUGAAACUUAUCUUCUCAGCCUGAUAUCGCUUCUGCCUUCACGCGAACUCCAUUAUCCUCCAGAAAUGAUUAUAAAGGCAUAAGAGAUUGUGCGACUGCAUAUGGUAUCUAAACUUGUUUAUUACAGUGGAGUUCAAAUUUAAAAUGAGUCCUUUUGUUACAGGUAUUUAAAGAUAAUGUGAAACCUUAAAGUUACUGGAAUGUCACUCAUACAAUUUGCCUCAUUUUCUUCAUCAAGAUCCAUUAAUUGUUGUCUGGAAAACUGGAGAAAUUUUCAAAAACAUAUGUGAUGAAUCUGCCCCUUUUCUCUGGAUCCAUGUGUAAUCCUGCUGAUAAUCAAACAGACGGGUGACGUAGUGACCAUCCAUGUUGGAGGUGAUGAAAAUAUUAAUUAAUACAGUUAAAUAUCUCGAAUGCACCUGUAUGGUUUCAUCUGAAGAUGUUUUUGCAUUCAACCAAAAUGUAUUUGUCACAGGAGGAAAUCAAGUUCCACACAUAAAACAUUGUCAUGAUGUUUUACAAAAUUUAAGACCGUUUAAAGAGUUCAUAAUUUUAUGCCCUAAAUUUACAUUUGUGAUAUGAUAACAUGACAUAGAUAAGCAUGGACACUGCUUCUAUUCAAACCUUUCUGUACCAGUGCACCGAACACAGCAGGCAUCCCACUGGAAGGCAUAGUGGGAAAUGGAGGAAAGCGUCGGCUGAAGUAGAAGUGCUGGCAGCAAAAGCCCAAAGCACAGCAGGUAUUGAUAACUAUGUUUGAGUGACACGCGGACAUACUCACAGAACGAUUAUUAAAGUCAGCCACACCCUCUUGUACAUGAAGUAUAUACGACUUGAGGCCUGUAUUGUGAAGCAGUAUUUGUGAUUAUUAAGGUUUACUAAAGUCAACUUAGGUAAACAAAUGACUUGGUGUUGAAUAAAAUUCCCUUGGUAUAUUUAA